AUGGCGACGUGGGCUCAGGGCGAGUCCGUGAGCGUCGAGCUGCCGGCCGGCGAGCGCUGGAAGCCGGAGCACUUGGACAUGUCCAUGGGGUCCAUGCACAUCUCGCAAGACUCCUUCCACGAGACGCCCCGCGAGCACGCCGUGCCCCUGGCGGACAUCAAGGUCUUCCGCCCCAAGCUCUUCGCUGAAGACGACGAGCAGGCCCUGCGGGACCGCGCCGACGCCUGCGGCAAGCGCGCCGCGGACGCGCGCGUCGACGCCGAGGCCGAGUCCGAGGACCGCGACGCCGCGCGCCUGCACCGGCGGCGCGCGCGCGUCGCCGCCCACGACGCUUUGGAGUGCGAGGCCGAGGCCCAGGCGUCGCGGCGCAUCAGCGUGCAGUCGGCGCUCAUGCUCGAGCGGGCGAAGCAGGCCGUGGAGGCGACGCGGAGGCACUGCACGCUCGUCGCGCGCGCGGCCGUCUGCGACGCGGCCGCCGCGGAGGCGCGCGCGAAGCUGCUCGACGACCGCGACGCGGCGGCGGCGGCCGCGCCGCCGGCCGCGCCGCCGCCGGCGCCGCCGACGCUCGCCGCCGCGCGGUUGGAGAAGACGUUGAAGGAGCUCGAGGCCCACGCGCGCCUCGAGGAGCUCGACGGCCGCGAGUCCGCGGACGCCGCGCGCGCGACGCGGGAGGCCGCGCUCUGGCGCCAGGAGGCCGAGCUCGCGCGGGCCGAGGCGCGCGCCGCGAACGCGCGCCUCAAGGCCUUCCUCGAGGAGGGCGGCGACGACGCGGCGUCCGUGCGGUCGGGGCGCUCGGGGAGCGAGCCGCCCGCGGCGGACCCGGGGCUGCAGUACAAGCUCGAGGCCGCGCACGAGGAGAUCGCGAUCCUCAAGCAGCGCGCGGAGGACGCGCGCGCGGAGGCCGAGGGCUACAAGCGCCAGCACCGCCAGGCCGAGGCGUCGGCCCAGGUCUACUGCUCCCUCGCGCCGAUGAUGUGCAGCGGGCCCUCCUUCGCCUGCGUGGGCAUCGACGACGAGGACGCUUCCGUGCCCCUCGACGCGUCGGCCGCCGACGGCGACGCGAGGACACGGGCCGUGCGCGUGAAGGGCCUGAGCUGGCGCGACGCCGACUACUAG
This is a messenger RNA of Aureococcus anophagefferens, 1116 nucleotides long. RefSeq lists its product as hypothetical. The coding region runs from base 1 to 1116 and encodes 371 amino acids. The record is from RefSeq and is a predicted model, not a curated record. The transcript is spliced from 2 exons. Lineage: Eukaryota; Pelagophyceae; Pelagomonadales; Pelagomonadaceae.